AUACUUCCCAUCAGUGAAUCUGAAUUGUCCUACCAAUGAUGAUAUGAUACAUGUAGAGAGUAUCGUGUAUUUUUAUAAUCAAGGAUCUGAUUGUGGUAUUUCUACAGAGAUAUGUGGUCAACCAUUGACUAAUAGUGAUACAGGUUUAAUAACAUCUUGUACUGGACAACCAUCACCAUGUUCACAAUAUAUACCUAAUUAUAGUAAUUGUACAGGAAGUACUGUUAACUAUAGAUGUAUUCCAAGAGACAACGGUCAAGAUAUUUGUCAAAGCAAAACAAUUUCAUUAUAUAAUUCAGCCAGGAUAUUUCUAUUUUCACCAAAUUAUCCAAAUGCUACAGGUAGUUUUAAACUAAAUGAAAUGAGUUGUGAAUGUGAUAUACGUGGUACAAGUAUAACAUCUAUAACUAUAUUAGAUCUUAGAUUAAAAACAGAUAGUAAUGGAGUACGAUCUGACGUAUUUAUACAAUAUGGUGAUAUAACGUAUAAUAAAACUAGUAGAGAAAACAACGGAUUCUCUCUACAAAUUUAUAAUUACAGACUACAACCAACAACACCAACAUCAACAGCUGAUAUCACAUUUACCCAACAACAAAUAACUGGACAAAAACUCUGGAUUGAGAUACAAGGUAUUGCUUUGGCAUGGUUCUGUAAUAAUAUAUCCACAACAACUAUUUCACCCACACCCACCCCACCAAGACCAGACAGUACGGCUACUCCAGUUUCAUCUUCUACAGAGACUGAGAUGUCUACCAGUACAGCUACUCAUCCCACUACAGUAAAUAACCGUUCCCCCGGCACUGCAACCUAUUCCAGCACUCCAUCUGAAACAUCAACUGACACAUCAGACAUCCCACAAACAGGAACCAAUCCAUCAGACAGUGAAGAACAACACACCGACAACGAUAAAGAUAUCGCCAUCAUUGUUUUGGCUAUAUUAUCUUUUUCAUUGAUACUGGUCAUAGUUUUAUAUCUCAUGUACAGAAAAGGUAAAUUAAGUUGUCUAAAUCAACCAGGUAAUCCUGAAACGGAGAAUUCAAGAACGACAACUCCGUCAGAACCUUGGACUACUUACAGUAAUCUAUCUAAUACAGGCAGACAUAAUAGUGAUUACCAGGAAUUACAAACCAGGAAUUCAAAUUAUCCUUAUAAUAAUCUUCCAUAUUCUGGUAGAAGUGAGGUAGAACCAAGUGGUAACUAUAGUAGUCUAUCUGAUGGUAACAGGCGUGGUACAGAUAAUAAUAAUUACCUAGAAUUACAAACAAGAACUCCUUCGUCACCUUAUAACAAUCUCCCCUAUACAUAUAAUAAUCAUUAAUUAUCGCAUUUAUACCCCCCCACCCCACAUACUAGUGAAUCAUCAUACAUAUACCAAUCAAUAUUUAUCAUAUAUAUAUACUAGUGAAUAUCAUACAUAUAUCAAUAUUUAUCAUAUAUAUAUACUAGUGAACAUCAUACAUAUAUUAAACAUACAUUAGGGGAGAUUAGAUAAAGAGCUGGCAGUUAAAAACAAGAUAAUGUAAAGAUACAUUGUGGGAGAUUAGAUAAAGAGCUGGCAGUUAAAAACUAGAUAAUGUAAAGAUACAUUGUGGGAGAUUAGAUAAAGAGCUGGCAGUUAAAAACUAGAUAAUGUAAAGAUACAUUGUGGGAGAUUAGAUAAAGAGCUGGCAGUUAAAAACUAGAUAAUGUAAAGAUACAUUAUGGGAGAUUAGAUAAAGAGCUGGCAGUUAAAAACUAGAUAAUGUAAAGGGAAUUUGCUAAAAAUUUCAGUCAAAUUGAUCCACUCUGAACCAAGAAUCUAGCGAUUGAAUUUUAGGCAUAGCCGCGAUCAUCAUUACUAAAGUCGGUACGAUAAAACAUAGUCUCAAUUAUCCAUUUUCUGAUUUAAUCAUCAAUGAGCGUUGAGCAGCAGAUCGGAUUCCAAUCCAAUAAAUAUCGCAGGCUAGCGAUGACAUCGAGAGUUUAUUAUGGUCUGGAUAAUUUUUUUUAAUGUUUAAUUAAUAAUUUAGAUAACAUUUCAUGCCCAAAGAAAGACCUGCAAUUGGCAGAUUUAGCUCUUGCAUAAUGUAGGUUGAAUCUAUAAUUAUCAUACAUGUACUAAUUUAUAUAUACAUUUAUAUAUACAUUCACUAAAAUAAACAUUAUACUAACAAGAUAUAACUGUUUAUCGUUAUUUAAUAAGAUGUAACUGUUUAUUGUUAUAUAAUACGAAUAAGAUGUAACUGUUUAUUGUUAUAUGAUACGAAUACGAUGUAACUGUUUAUUGUUAUAUAAUACGAAUAUGUAACUGUUUAUUGUUAUAUAAUACGAAUAAGAUGUAACUGUUUAUUGUUAUAUAAUACGAAUAAGAUGUAACUAUUUAUUGUUAUAUGAUACGAAUAAGAUGUAACUAUUUGUCGUUAUUUAAGAAUGGAAACAACCAAAGUUGAUUUUUAAAAAACGAACAAUUUAAAGAAGAAAGAAAUUGUUACGUUUUUCAACACUUUGAUCUCAUCUUUGAUUGCUUGGAAGACAGACUUAGUACCGAGUGAUCUAAAGUGUUACCAUGCCAACAUUUAAUUUGUCACCUAAUAUAAUUAUAUGUUUAAUUAAAGAUGCAUUAUGUAUGGUUUAUAUAGUGGGAGAGUUGCUAUAACAGUUCCAGUGGGAGGAAACCGAAGAGCUUGGAGGAAAUAACCUAGGUUGGACUUGGACCGACGAACCCUACUUCAUGUCACAUACACUUGACUUAUUGACAGACCUAACGAUCUAAAGCGCAUGCGUUAAACCAUUCCACUACUACAGACCCCUACGCCAAGCGAAUUAUUAAAAUAAAAUUGAACCGUAUGUUAGUCCCGAAAUGACCUAUUUAUACAAGUCAUGGGGUCGAUCCAGCGCCUGUGUGUGACAAGGACUCGGGUCGUCGUUUGUUUUCCAGAUACUUAAACACCCUGUGAGCAAGCGAAGUAUUAAAAUAAAAUGUAAAUCCGAA
This is a messenger RNA of Patella vulgata (common limpet), 2971 nucleotides long. RefSeq names its product mucin-5AC-like. Lineage: Eukaryota; Metazoa; Mollusca; Gastropoda; Patellidae. The record is from RefSeq and is a predicted model, not a curated record. The transcript is spliced from 5 exons. The coding region runs from base 44 to 1318 and encodes 424 amino acids.